Phyllopteryx taeniolatus (common seadragon) is the source of this 784-nucleotide messenger RNA. Its product is annotated as histone H3-like. Gene Ontology annotation, cellular component: nucleosome. The transcript has a single exon. Lineage: Eukaryota; Metazoa; Chordata; Actinopteri; Syngnathiformes; Syngnathidae. Bases 1 to 411 code for a protein of 136 amino acids. Gene Ontology annotation, molecular function: protein heterodimerization activity; DNA binding; structural constituent of chromatin. The record is from RefSeq and is a predicted model, not a curated record.
AUGGCAAGAACGAAGCAGACAGCCCGUAAAUCCACCGGCGGAAAGGCUCCCAGGAAGCAGCUGGCCACCAAGGCCGCUCGUAAGAGCGCCCCGGCCACCGGCGGAGUCAAGAAACCUCACCGUUACAGGCCCGGCACCGUGGCUCUCAGGGAGAUCCGCCGCUACCAGAAGUCCACUGAGCUCCUUAUCCGCAAGUUGCCCUUCCAGCGUCUGGUUCGGGAGAUCGCGCAGGACUUCAAGACCGACUUGCGCUUCCAGAGCUCCGCCGUGAUGGCUUUGCAGGAGUCCAGCGAGGCUUACUUGGUCGGUCUGUUCGAAGAUACCAACCUGUGUGCCAUCCACGCCAAGCGGGUCACCAUCAUGCCCAAAGACAUCCAGCUGGCUCGCCGCAUUCGUGGAGAGAGGGCUUAAGUCACCACAGUCACGCCAUCCAAACAACGGCUCUUUUAAGAGCCACCAAUUCAGUCUAAAAGAGAUCUAUGCCGUUACGAUAGUUUUGCUUUCCGGUUAUUUGGGUUAUUUCUUGCUUAAUCGUGAUUGAGUCUUGCAUCGUCAAGUAACAUUCAAGCAGUGUCCCAUGCUAUAAAAUGUUUCAUACAUGCAUUUUUCUCUCAUUUUCCUUCAUAUAGAACCAUUUGACUCAGCUCUUUUUAAGUACACGAUAGCUCGAUUACUUUACGUGGGUGUGUGUUUUUAUUUUUUUUCUCCUACUCCUAGUGGGUAAAACUACCGUUGAAAGUGUUGUGCUUUAAUAUGCUUUCCCAAUAAAGGUUUCCACUGUCAA